Molecule: messenger RNA, 4564 nt
Organism: Oncorhynchus gorbuscha (pink salmon)
Lineage: Eukaryota; Metazoa; Chordata; Actinopteri; Salmoniformes; Salmonidae
Product: PRKC apoptosis WT1 regulator protein-like
Exons: 7
Coding region: 328-1359 (343 amino acids)
Biological process (GO): positive regulation of apoptotic process; apoptotic process
Cellular component (GO): cytoplasm
Source: RefSeq, a predicted model, not a curated record
GAGUCUUCGUAUGGGUUCGGAAAAGCCAAGUAGAGGGGGCUGAGUCCGAGCCGCACUGAUAACUAGGUUGCAUGUGACUAAUCGAGUUUGCCAGUGAAGUAGGCUACAAUUCAUUCCUACGGAAUGUUCACCUGAGAGAGCGAAAGCACUGCAAAAUAACAGACCGAAUCGUUUUGAGAAAUGUCGUGUCAUUAGAAGCGAAGGACGAUUGCACCGUAACCUGACUUAAAAACGGAAAUUACAAAUUCCCUGCUGAAGGAGCGUAGUUUACAAACGUAGUAAAGCCACUGGUGAAAACCCCAUACAUACAAAACGAAAAAAAGGAACAUGGCAACGGGUGGAUUUAAACCAAAUGCACAGACAGACUUUCUGGAGGAAUGGAAGGCUAAACGGGAGAAAAUGAGGGCAAAAAUGCUCGGGGACAUCGCUGCGGCCACCGGCGCGUGCACUGGUGGUAUUGCCACUGCGUCCCUGGGGAGCCACAGCAACAAAAGUGAGAUGCGCAAUGCUACCUCGAGCACCGAACUUAACAACAACGGCAACCCGGACCGCGGGACAUCAUACCCCAUGGCUCGCUCAUCAUCCUCCUCAGCCUUGAAGAGACCUGACGAUGACCCACACCCGACACCAGCCGUCAGAGGAGCGGAUACACCGGGGAGUAACCUGAAGAAGACGCCGGAGAAAGUGCCCUGCACCCCACAAGAGUCCAGCCCGACUGCAUGCAAUGACCAUGGCAGUGACAAGGAGAGCCCCUCACCCAGUAAAGGCAAAGAGAAGAAAAACAGUGGUCCAAGCGCCAGGAAGGGGAAAGGACAGAUAGAGAAGAGAAAGCUGAGGGAGAAGCGCAGAUCAACAGGUGUUGUCAGCAUGCCGUCCACCGAGAGCCUGGAUGAACUGGAUGAUGAUGACGGAGGGGAUAAGGCGAAGGAGGAGGAGCAGCAGCUGACACAGCUCAACACGGAACAGAACGAAGCCAUGACCUCUGACCCAGGGGCUGCCACCCACUUACUACAGGAUACUCCAAGAUCCGAGAGUGGCCACCACCAGAGCAGCAGCUCUGGAGGUCCUGGUUCUGAGGAGGAGGCGGGUGGGAACAGUCGACACCGCCACGGCAACCGCCACGGCAACGCCGGAGGACUGGAGAGGAGGAUGGAGGAACUGGAAAAGGAGCUGGCCAGACAGAGGCAGGAGAACGGGCAGCUGCUGAAAGCCCACCAGGAUAAAGACGACCUGAUUGGAAAGCUGAAGGAGGAGAUUGACUUGCUGAAUAGAGACCUUGAUGACAUUGAGGAUGAGAACGAGCAGCUGAAGCAGGAGAACAAAACUCUCCUGAAGGUGGUGGGCCAGCUGACGAGGUAGAACCCAACGGGCCACGGAUCCCCACUUCCAAAAAGAACGAACCAACCCUCCUUCCAACGGAGUGCCCCUCCCAAACUCUUACACCCCCUGCUCUCACCCUUCCCUUUCUACCCUCGGCCCAAGUCCAGCAUGUCCUUUCUCUGUGUCAGUGGUGUCUCUGUUAUUGUCGCUGGGUGGAAGAGACAUUUGAAAGUAGCUUUUAGAGCCUUUGUGUCAUAUACACACCUUUUUAUUGUUCUGAGGGGAACCUGAAGCCACUGAGAGCUCUAGUCCUAUUUAGAUCCAAUGGGGUGUCUAAAGGAGGUUCUGUGAUGGUAUAUUUAAUGUAAAUCUCUUGUACAUAGGCCAUUUAGAUUUGUUGUUCUUUUUGAUGAAUCUUAAAAAGGAAAAGGAAAUUGAAUGUACGUGGUGCAUCACCGAGCACAUGAGGGAUGUUUUUGUUUGUUUUAGGAACUAAAAGAGGCCUUGGACAUUUUGACUCUAAUGAUCUGUUGACCAAGGUAUAUAAUGCUUGCCUAGGUUAUGUGCAACCAGCUCUCUCUGCUUCUGUUCAUCUGCAUCAUUACAGUGUAAAUGCGUUGUCAGCCCAGUGACCAUAUUAUCCAUCUCAGCACUAAAACCUGGUCUCCAUCGGCACGUGAAACAACCUGCUCUGUGAUGGAGCCUGUGUCAUUUAGACCAAAUUCAAGACAAAAUCCCUGCUACCAUCAACCAAAGUGGGCAUAAUGCCGAGCACGUUUACGGAGGUCUUUUUUGGAAAUCCAUUAGUUCCAUUUCCCCAAGGGGCAAAAAAAAAAAAGCCUGGUGCUUUUUCUGUUCAUGUUGAUGCCGCUUUUACUCUCUUGUUCCGAUUUAUACUUGGUACAUUUUAAUCACUGGGGUCGUUUCAGCUAAACUAGGGUAUGCUGGUGACAUGGGUGGGGGGAUAAAGUUGAAGCUUUAUUUACUGCAUUUCUACACAAUUUAAAAACUCUAAAAUGGUAUUCGGAGAACAAAAACAAGCUAAAUUGACUUCUGCCAUAAUACGCUAAUCUGCUAUUGCCUUUUAAUGGGGAUUUGAAUGAUUUUAGUAGCCUAUUUUAUAUUGUUGGUGUUGAGCUAGGAUAUGAUGACUGCCAUACUCAAUUCACGCCCUAUUUUUUUAACCCAGGUGGUAUAUUUUCAACCUGAAGUCAUUCAAAUAUAUAUAGCCCCAUUUAUAAAUCAUAAAAAGCAAGCAAUUUGUGUUCAUUAAUUCUAUGCUUUUUAGCCAUUUCAAUGUUGAAAAUGAAAUAUUAUAGUAUUGUUGAUGGGGAGAGGUCUUGAGGUUACACCCCAGUAGAAAUACAUGUGGAAUCUUUUGAAAUGCGUUUUGCAUCUGUAACUCAAGCGUUUACAGCUUGUUCUGUUUGCAAUAUUGAUAGGUGUAGCUGCUCUUGGUAUAUAGUGAGCAAGAGUUGUAGAGUAAGCUACUGCAGUGCAUUUUGUUGUAACCAAAUCAACUGAAGGAACAUACUUUUUGAAAUGAAUCUUUUUUUUGAUUUCUCAAGACAGUGAUGUGGCUGUGAGGAGUUCUAUUACUUUACCCAGCUGUAUUUAGAGCAUUGCAUUACAUACAGGGGCCCAUUUUGUGCUGAAACAAAUGUGUGGCUCUUGCAUCAUGUACUCUAUAAAGCCCACUGGGUGGUAAAGAUUUUAGGUUUUAGACAUUACUGGGGUACAUCUCGAUAUAGAAACCCCUCUUACCGGUAGGUAGACACACACACACACACACACACACACACACACACACACACACACACACACACACACACACACACACACACACACACACACACACACACACACACACACACACACACACACACACACACACACACACACACACACACACACACACACACACACACACACACCUUACAGAAAAAAACAUGUGAAACCAUGUGUUUUUGGAACAUUUCAUGUGUUAGUUUCACAUUAACCUUUCACAUUUUGAUUCAAAUGUGAAUCUUUUUUGGAGGAUAUUUUUCACUUGAUUUCACCGGUGAUGCCCUGCAAAUAAAACAGAUUUGUUAGAAUGCACACACGGUGCUUUUAACAAUGUUUUCAACUCCCAUAUUUGGCACACUUUGACAUACAUGAUUACGUUGUGUAUGUUUGUUUAUACAGUAAUUGUUAUUCCACAUGUCCUCGCUGAGGAUUUCAACUCCCAACCUCUUCGUUCAUGGCAUUCCGAUAUAUUCCUACACUUUGGACUUCAAAGCAAAUCUGUUUUGUUAAAAGUCCAUAUUUAUCGGUGUGAUUCAGGAGUAAUGUUAAAACAGAAUAGUAUGCCCCUCCAGCAUUAGACAACUGUACAGAAAACCCUCAAAUUGCUGCAAUAAGUAAAUGAGUUAAAUGAUGAGAGAAUAGUCAGAUUAACUAAAGUAAAAUGGCAGUGUAGAUGGCACUCUUUUGGUAAGUGCAGAGAUGUAGGGGAAUGCUUCAGAGUUUGUGCCACAACCGAAAGAUCAGUUUACCACAAAUCCAGACUAUGUUAAGAGUUUAAAUCCCAGGUGGCCUCAUAUUGAUUUUCCUAUUUUAGCUAAACAGCGUACCACUUACUUUAAAACCUCCAUACCAUGUAUUUACUUAUCAUGUUACAUCUUGAUGAAUUGUAAAACAAAGGUCUUGAACAUCUUACAAACAUGUUCCUCAAUGACUUUAUUGGGAUGUUGUGUUGUGGUCCACUGGAGUUUUUGUUGUUGUCUAGUUCCAGUUUUGUUCCAGGGACGUCCCCAAGGACGUUGUUAGGAUGUUCUUGGAAUGUUGUCAUGGUCCCCUGGAGGUCUUAUCUAGUUCCUGGUUUGUUCCAAGGAUUUUCCCCAGGAUGUUCUUAGCACAUUCCUGGGAUGUUGUCAUGGUCCCCUGGAGGUUUUGUCUAGUUCCCGGUUUGUUUCAAAAAUGUCCCCCAGGAUGUUUUUAGCACAUUCUUGGGAUGAUGUUGUCAUGGUCCCCCGAAGGUUUUUGUCUAGCUCAAAUGUUGUCACAUGUAGUUUCAUGGUGUCACGUUGACAUUUUGCUUCCCAAGUUGUCACGUUUAUUUCACAUAUGUUCUCACAUGUUGUUUUACAUGUCACAUGAACUUCAUGUGAUGUGUUUUUCUGUAAGGGACACACACCUCAUUCUCUCUACAUUAUGCAUGUACAGAAGAUGAAGUCAUUUAAUAAAAGUUUGAUUAUCUCUC